AUAUUCUCCGGGACAAUGGCUCCCUUAUGAUAGAUGAGUCCAAUGACAUACGCAUUGUAGGCCUCAUUACUGUUGUCAUUCUCCUUGGCAUCACCAUGAUUGGGUUAGAAUGGGUUGUGCGUGCACAAAUGUUACUUCUCAUAGUACUAGUUAUUUCCAUUCUUAAUGUGCUGAUUGGCACUUUCAUCGGGCCACAGUCUGAGGAAAGCAGAAGCAGAGGUUUUGUUGGGUACCAAAAGGAAGUGUUUGAGACCAAUUUGGGUCCUGGUUAUAAAGGCGAGAGUUUCUUCUCUGUCUUUGCAGUCUUCUUUCCUGCUGCAACAGGGAUUUUAGCUGGGGUGAAUAUAUCUGGUGAUCUCAAAGAUGUGCACAAGGCUGUUCCAAAGGGGACCUUGCUGGCCAUUCUAAUCAGCACCAUUGUGUAUGUCAUGCUUGCUUGGUUUGUGGGUGGAUGUGUCGAAAGAGAAGCUCUGGGGUUUGUGCAGGAGGUGUUGCAAAAUAAGACUUUGGCUUCUUGUGUAGAACAGGAGUGUAGAUAUGGGCUUCUAAAUGAUUUUCAGGUCAUGGAGGAAGUGUCGGGAUGGGGUCCAAUUGUAACAGCAGGCAUCUUUGCAUCCACUUUGUCCUCUGCACUUGCGAGUCUUGUCGGGGCACCCAAAGCAUUCCAAGCAGUUUGCAAAGACAAGCUUUUUCCUUACAUAGAUUUCUUUGGUGUUGGUUAUGGGCCUGGCAAUGAACCAAAGGAAGCUUUUGGAAUGCUCCCUGAAGACGAAUCAGAUGUCGAGUGGAUGAGAAAACACAAGAUCAGAGCUUUCCGCGCUGUGACCGCAGCCCCCAGUCUCCGCACGGGGGUGCAGUCCAUGAUUCACCUCACCGGACUGGGAAAGAUGCGGCCAAACACGGUUGUUAUGGGCUAUAAGAAUAACUGGACAGAUAAGAGGUACUCAAGUGAGGUAGUAGACUAUCUUGGCGUAAUUAACGACGUCUUCGAGCUCAGUUAUGGUCUGGUCAUUUUUCGAAUGAACGAAGAACAGAAUAAAAAUUUUAUCGUAGAGAAGGUGGAUGAAAGCUCUUCGUCAGAUUCGGACUCGAUUAUGGAAGGAGACGAAUAUCCUAAGCCCAAACGUUCCUCUACGGGGAAAAAGUUAGCAAACGAAGAGAGAGAAAGUCUUACUAGCCCUGAAAAGGCGUCCGAACCAACGUCCGAAUCUUCGCCGACACCGGAGGUCAAAAUUGCAUUGAAAGAGAAACAAACGGGCACCAUCGAUGUCUGGUGGCUGUACGAUGACGGUGGUCUGACAGUAUUGCUGCCGUACCUGCUGACACUUCAUGGUGCCUGGAAGAAGUGCAAAUUGAGGUUUUUCUCGGCUAACUUUCGCUCCAAACACGAGGUGAAUCCGCAAGGUUUGCGAAUGGCAAACUUGUUAAAGAAGUUCCGCUUUGACGCUAGCUGCGUGGAGCAAGUUGAAAUCGGCAAUAAACCGCCGUCGCAGGAGAGCUUGGAUGCUUUCAGACGUCUGCCAGUCAAAGAGGAGCUUGGAGAAGAGCCUAUCAAAGACCCGAAAGUUCUGAGAACGAUUCGCAUCGGAGAACUCGUGCGGCAGCACUGCUCAGAAGAGACAAGGUUGGUCGUAAUCUCCAUUCCAGUCCCUGUCACUGACGUCACAACUCCUUUGAUGUACAUGAGUUGGCUUGAGGUGAUGUCCGCUGACUUACCGCCGGUGCUACUCGUACGUGGCAAUCAAACCAAUGUGUUGACAUUUUACUCCUAGUUUAGACUUUAUUUUUGGUCAUAAACCUUUUCUUAGCCAACAUACGCGUCCUACGAAGGCGGUUCUGUUUCAGUUUGAUGGUUUAGCGAA
Molecule: messenger RNA, 1862 nt
Organism: Pocillopora damicornis (cauliflower coral)
Lineage: Eukaryota; Metazoa; Cnidaria; Anthozoa; Scleractinia; Pocilloporidae
Product: solute carrier family 12 member 2
Biological process (GO): sodium ion transmembrane transport; chloride ion homeostasis; potassium ion homeostasis
Cellular component (GO): membrane
Molecular function (GO): sodium:potassium:chloride symporter activity
Source: RefSeq, a predicted model, not a curated record